AUGCCCACCAAGAUGCCUGUUCAGUACCCCUCCGACGGAGAGGGUAUGGACACACGAGACAACAACACUGAGUCUGGCUAUGUCAGCGGUGGCUCAUCUAAUGAAGAAUAUAUCCCCGAGAUUGUCUUCACCAAGCCCCAUCUCCAGUUCUUGAACCGCCAGUUGCAAUUCCUCGAGCCCCAAGAUAUCUUGAGAUGGUGCACUACAUCCCUUCCCCAUCUUUUCCAGACUACAGCCUUUGGUUUGACUGGCUUGGUUACUUUGGAUAUGCUGUCCAAGCUGGAUGUACCCCGCCCUCAGAUGGUGGAUCUUAUCUUCCUCGACACGCUGCACCACUUUUCCGAGACCCUUAACUUGGUCGACCGGGUCCGUAAGCGUUACCCGUUGAACAACGUGCACGUGUACAAGCCUGCCGGUGCCGAUACCGCUAGCGAGUUCGAGUCCAAGUAUGGAGCUCGCCUGUGGGAGGCUGAUGACCAGCUCUACGACUGGGUUGCCAAGGUUGAACCUGCUCAGCGUGCCUACCGUGAUCUGAACGUCCACGCCGUGCUCACUGGUCGCCGUCGCAGCCAGGGUGGCAAGCGUGGUGACCUCGACGUCAUUGAGGUUGACGAGGCCGGCCUUAUAAAAAUUAAUCCCAUGGCCAACUGGUCCUUUGACCAGGUCAAGCAAUACGCUCGUGAAAACAACGUCCCUUACAACGAGCUCCUUGACCGUGGCUACAAGAGUGUUGGUGACUGGCACUCCACUCAACCCGUUGCCGACAACGAGGAUGAGCGCUCUGGCCGCUGGAAGGGUCAACAGAAGACUGAGUGCGGUAUCCACAACCCCCGCUCCAAGUACGCCAUGUACUUGAUGGAGAUGGAGCGCAAGCGCCAAGAGGAAGCUUUGACUUCGGCUUUGCACUCCCAGCUUUCUGCUGCUGCGCAAUGA
Messenger RNA from Penicillium verhagenii, 933 nucleotides. RefSeq names its product phosphoadenylyl-sulfate reductase (thioredoxin) (gene met16). The transcript is spliced from 2 exons. Bases 1 to 933 code for a protein of 310 amino acids. Gene Ontology annotation, molecular function: phosphoadenylyl-sulfate reductase (thioredoxin) activity. Lineage: Eukaryota; Fungi; Ascomycota; Eurotiomycetes; Eurotiales; Aspergillaceae. The record is from RefSeq and is a predicted model, not a curated record. Gene Ontology annotation, cellular component: cytoplasm.